CACACUAGCCACAGCAGCAGCGAUGGCAGACGAGACGCCCAUGGACGUAGUGAAGACUGAGAAAAACGAGCACAUCAACCUGAAGGUGGCGGGGCAGGAUGGCUCAGUGGUGCAGUUCAAGAUUAAAAGGCACACUCCUCUCAGCAAACUGAUGAAAGCCUAUUGUGAGCGUCAGGGACUGUCGAUGAGACAAAUAAGAUUUCGAUUUGAUGGACAGCCCAUCAAUGAAACAGACACACCUUCGCAGCUAGAAAUGGAGGAUGAAGAUACAAUUGAUGUGUUCCAACAGCAGACUGGAGGUUCUCCUCUUUAGACUGUUUUCUUUCCACAUCCCU
Molecule: messenger RNA, 335 nt
Organism: Oryzias latipes (Japanese medaka)
Lineage: Eukaryota; Metazoa; Chordata; Actinopteri; Beloniformes; Adrianichthyidae
Gene: sumo2a
Product: small ubiquitin like modifier 2a
Molecular function (GO): protein binding
Source: RefSeq, marked provisional